This is a messenger RNA of Medicago truncatula (barrel medic), 1875 nucleotides long. Its product is annotated as pectin acetylesterase 5. The record is from RefSeq and is a predicted model, not a curated record. The transcript has 11 exons. NCBI's taxonomy places the organism in Eukaryota, Viridiplantae, Streptophyta, Magnoliopsida, Fabales, Fabaceae. The coding region runs from base 99 to 1373 and encodes 424 amino acids. Gene Ontology annotation, molecular function: hydrolase activity.
CUAGUAUAUCCCUAAGUUGACUCACAGAGAAACAGAGACAGGCACAUGAUUCACAGUCCCAUUUUGGAUUUCAUGAACCAAAUUCCAACCAUCCCGCAAUGCCUUUGUCCACCAACCUUCACCUCCGCAAUGUUAUAAUUUUGUUGAAAAAAUGGAGCAAACAAGAAUACACAAUCGCUGCAUUCACCAUAAUCCUCUUCAUCUUCUCUCUCACUUUCCUCAACCGAUCCAAUCAAUCUCACUCCAACGACUCCCACAUCAAUCUCAUUCCAUUCACUCCUCUCGCUAACUUCAAACAACUUGGUGCACUUUGCUUGGAUGGCACUGCUCCUGGUUAUCAUUUCCAAAAGGGUUUUGGAUCCGGAUCUCGUAAUUGGUUGCUCCACCUUGAGGGAGGAGGGUGGUGCAAUUCAAUUUCUUCUUGUUCUUAUAGAAAAACCACUGCUUUAGGCUCAUCUAACUAUAUGGAUACACCCGUUCCUUUUUCAGGGAUACUAAGCUCUGUUCCUUCUCAAAAUCCUGAUUUCUUUAACUGGAACAAGGUGAAGAUACGCUACUGUGAUGGUGCAUCCUUUGCUGGUCACCCAGAAAGUGAGCCGAAAGGAAGUGGGUUGUUCUUCAGAGGCCAGAUCAUAUGGGAAGCUAUUAUGAAUGAACUCUUAUCAAUUGGCAUGUCGAAAGCAAAACAGGCUCUGUUGUCUGGGUGUUCUGCUGGAGGAUUGGCAACUCUUAUACAUUGUGAUAACUUCCGACAACUACUUCCGAAGGAGGCCACUGUCAAGUGUCUCGCGGAUGCAGGCUUCUUCCUUGAUGAGAAGGAUAUUGCUGGAAAUAGCACCAUGAAAUCUUUCUAUCAUGAUGUUGUUCAGCUCCAGGGUGUUGCAAAAAGUUUGCACAAAGAGUGCCUUGCUAAAAUGGAACCAUCUAAGUGUCUCUUUCCAUCAGAAAUUCUGAAAAACAUAAAGACUCCUGUUUUCCUUGUUCACCCAGCUUAUGAUUUUUGGCAGAUACACAAUAUUUUGGUACCUGAAGGAUCAGAUCCCCACCGUCGCUGGAAAAGCUGCAGAUUAAACAUUCAAAGUUGUGAUGCUAACAUGAUUUCUAUACUCGACAGUUUCCGUAGUUCUUUGCUGAAGGCUGUGAACGAGUUCCAGCAACGAAAGGAUAUUGGAAUGUUUAUUGAUUCCUGCUUUAUCCAUUGUCAAACUUGGAUGGGGGAGACAUGGCAUUCACCUCGUUCUCCAAAAAUAAACCAUAAGACAAUUGCUGAAUCUGUUGCCGAUUGGUUCUUUGACCGACAAGUGGUAAAGCUUAUUGACUGCCCUUUUCCAUGUAAUCCUACUUGCCAUAACAUGGAUUUCACCAGAGUAUAGCAAAGCUAAGCAUCCCGAUUUUCAUUGCCUAUUUCAUCAUGGAUCUGCAUUUGUUAAAAAUCAUGGACAAAUAUCAACUUGGAUCCUCUUCACUCUCCUCCACAUCUUCAUAAUUUUUUUAAGAGACCGAGAGGUAGAAAAGAUGGAAUGAAAUGAAAGAGAAGAUCCAAAUCCGACUAAUAUCCUCCCAUUUAUGUCCUUAGUGCCUCUGUUGAUUAUUGAGUUAGAGAAUAUGCUGGGUUGUUCAUCUUAUUCAUCUGCGUGAAACGGUUUCUACUUUCAGUCAAUAGACAUUAUGCACAGCAUGAAGUUGCUCCUUGAUGAAAUAACUCUUCUCCACCACUGUUGUAAAAUUCAAUUCCAUAGAUGCCAAUAUCAAUUGUAUACACUAUUUUUCCCCCAUCUGAAAACAGUAGUGCUUUUGUUAUUGAUUAUUUUUGUCAUUGAUUGUGUUGUAAAAGUUGAAUUAUUUUUGUUUCUGAAAUAUAUAUCAAUUGUCAUA